GUAGACAAUUGGCAUAAGAGAGAAUGUUGGAGAUGACCUCUUUAUAGAAGGGAGAGGGGCACUACCUUUUGUUCUUCAAUGUGGGAUUGGGGCCAUUUUAUAGCUCUUCCAGCAUCCGUAUGAACAGCAAGAAAUGGAUUUCGAAGAACAAACAACUGGUCUCGAGUCAGCCUUGAUUCAAGUUCCCCAAGAACAAUCAUUACUAUCAAGAAAACAAGUACCGGUCAAAGAUGAGAUUGUGGAGGAAGUGAAGAAGCAGCUGUUGUUAGCAGGGCCACUUGUCGCAUCAAAUUUCUUGCUAUUUGGCAUGCAGCUUAUUUCAGUCAUGUAUGUUGGUCAUGUUGGAGAGCUGGCCCUCGCAGGUGCUUCCAUGGCCACUUCAUUCGCUUCGGUGACUGGUUUGAGCUUGACGAGAGGAAUGGGUAGCGCGUUAGACACGUUCUGUGGCCAGUCUUAUGGUGCAAAACAGUAUCAUAUGCUUGGCAUACACAUGCAGAGGGCAAUGCUUGUUCUUCUUCUGGUAAACCUUCCCCUUGCAUUUGUAUGGGCCAAUGCUGGCCGCAUUCUUGAAUUCUUGGGUCAGGAUCCAGAAAUAUCAGCUGCUGCUGGCAACUAUGCUUGCUUAUUGAUACCUAGCCUUUUCGCUUACGCAAUCCUAGAAUCGCAUGCCAGAUUCCUGCAAACUCAAAACAAUGUGGUUCCUUUGAUUGUUAGCACAGGAGCUGCAACGCUUGUGCACUUGCUUAACUGUUGGGUUCUGGUAUACAAGACCAGCCUUGGAUACAGAGGCGCUGCUUUGGCAACCUCCGUCACGUAUUCAAUCAAUGCAUUGUUAUUGGCUCUUUAUGUCAGAGUCUCUCCCUCUUGUAAGCUCACAUGGACUGGAUUCUCAAAGGAGGCCUUUCAUGGAAUUCCCAAUUUUUUAAAACUAUCAAUUCCUUCAGCUGUAAUGGUCAGCUUAGAAGUCUGGUCGUUCGAAAUGAUAGUGCUCUUAUCAGGUUUUCUUCCUAAUCCAAAGCUUGAAACCUCAGCCCUCUCAAUCAGCUUUAACACAUGUUUAAUGGUCUACAUGAUUCCCCUGGCUUUCAGUGGUACAGUAAGCACAAGAGUUUCAAAUCAAUUGGGAGCUGGGCAACCACGAAUGGCGUGUAUAGCAAUAUGCGUUGCACUAUCCAUUGUUGUUACUGAAGGCAUUGUGGCUGCUGCAGUCAUGAUAUUGGCUCGAAACGUUUGGGGUUACUGUUACAGCAGUGAAAAAGAGGUUGUGAAGUAUGUUGGAGAAAUGUUGAUUUUUGUCGCACUAUCCCACUUUUUUGAUGGACCUCAAUCUGUUCUUUCAGGUGUCAUAAGAGGAAGUGGGCAGCAAAAGAUUGGGGCAUAUGUUAAUCUGGGAGCCUAUUAUCUUAUAGGAAUUCCUACUGCAGUCUUAUUAGCUUUUGUGCAGCAAAUUGGAGGGAAGGGUCUUUGGAUUGGAAUUAUUAUGGCGCUAUUUGUGCAAGCACUAUCUCUUGCAAUCAUAGUCAUAUGCACAGAUUGGGAGAAAGAAGUGAAGAAAGCUUCUGAUAGAGUGUUCAACAGAGUGACCGUGGCUGAGUCGUCAAGCUGAUGCAGAAGUCAUGAUCAUAGCUAGAUUGUAUAAUUCUGAGCCAAAUUCAGAAAUAAAAGAGUUAAAAAAAUAAUGAAGGCUCUUCUGCUUAGUUAUGUGCAUAAUUUUUUUCAUGGGAGAUAUUUUGAUAGAUGUUGGAAAUUCAGGUGAAGACUCUCCCCUGUUUCAUAUUUGCAAGAAACAAAAUGCGCCCCAUUCAGUCGUUACUUUGUCAGUAAGCAGAGCUGGCAAACCUUUCUGCUCCAUUUAUAGAGGAGUCCAAAAUCACUAUUGGUGCAUUAAAUUCAUG
Prunus mume (Japanese apricot) is the source of this 1895-nucleotide messenger RNA. RefSeq names its product protein DETOXIFICATION 16-like. Gene Ontology annotation, cellular component: membrane. Gene Ontology annotation, biological process: xenobiotic detoxification by transmembrane export across the plasma membrane. Gene Ontology annotation, molecular function: xenobiotic transmembrane transporter activity; antiporter activity. The record is from RefSeq and is a predicted model, not a curated record. Lineage: Eukaryota; Viridiplantae; Streptophyta; Magnoliopsida; Rosales; Rosaceae.